AUGGAUGACCUUCAAUCACUCGAACACCUCUCCCUCAUAUCGCGCAUAACAAACGAGCUUCAAAAUCACCUGGGAGUAAGCGAUAAAGUUCUCGCCGAGUACAUCAUAGAGCAACAUUUAAAAUGUUCUUCGUUUGCCGAAUUCAAGAGCGCGCUAGAGGCGAUGGGAGGUGACCUAUUCCCGAUGAGUUUAAUGGAAAGCGUGGAUCGAUUAGUGCUUACGAUGCAUCCGAGAUAUAAAAACAAAAAUAAGAAAGACAGGGGUGAUGAACACGUUGAAAAUGGGGCAAGCGAUGAUAUGGAUGCGUUAAAUGCCUUGGAGAAGAAGGCGCGUGUCUUCAAGGGCUUGGCGGUUCCGGACCAGGAGCCGGGAUGGGCGGAGGAGGAGUAUAUGGAGGUUGGGAAUAAGAACGGAUUGGGAGUUGAUGAGCACGAUGCGAAGGAUAGUGCGAUGGAUGAUACAUUCGCGAUGCUGGAGGGGUUGGCAGGGAAGGCGAGGGCGAAAACGACUACAAUAACAGAGUCACGGCCAGUAUCGAAGAGGAAGCGGAGUCGUAGUCGGAGUCCAGAGUACGAUGAUUAUAGCCGGCGCCGACGGAGGGAUCGGUAUCGUUCGAGGUCGAGAUCGAGAUCGCGGAGUCCGGCUUAUAAUAAGAGGGAUGAGGAUCCAGUGGAUGAGUUCGGCCGGUCGACUGGUGGCCGGUCCUCAAAUGACGAUGAAUACCGCGAUGGACGGAGUGAACGCCGGAGGAGGAGACGAGCCGACGAAGAUUACUUUCGCAAACCUCCGCCUGUUGAGCUCGAUGACUCGCCUGUUUUGUAUAAAAUCUACGACGGGCGAGUUACGGGUGUGAAAGACUUCGGCGCGUUUGUGAACCUGGUGGGCGUUAGGGGAAAGGUUGACGGGCUGGUGCAUGUAUCUGCGAUGCAGGAGGGUACGCGUGUGAAUCAUCCCUCAGACUUGGUAUCUCGCGGUCAGCCAGUGAAGGUCAAAGUGAUCAGUAUACAAGGCUCACGCAUUGGCCUAUCCAUGAAAGAGGUAGACCAGGAGACUGGGCAGGAUCUAGUCCCGCAAAAGCGCCUUGCAUCGGGAGCGAAUAUGGAGCGACUAGAUGGCAUGCCAUCAGAUGAUAGAUACGGCAACCUCAGUGCGGAUGUGCCUGUUAUUGAGGAAUCCGACGGCCGAUCUAUGAAGAACCGAAAGCGUCUAACAUCCCCAGAGCGCUGGGAGAUCAAGCAGUUAAUUGCGUCCGGGGCCGUUUCCGCAGCUGAUUACCCAGAUAUUGACGAAGAAUAUCAUGCUACCUUGACCGGAGAGGGCACAUUUGAAGAAGAGGAAGACAUUGAUAUCGAAGUUAGAGACGAAGAACCUGCUUUCCUGGCGGGUCAGACCAAGAUGUCUCUGGAGCUGUCUCCUAUCCGAGUUGUCAAGGCUCCAGAUGGAUCCAUGAACCGCUCCGCAAUGGCAGGUACAAAUCUAGCCAAGGAACGAAGAGAGCUCAGGCAACAGGAGGCCCAGGACAAGGCAGCCGAACAGGCAGCUGGGGUGGAUCUCAACGCGCAGUGGCAGGAUCCUAUGGCUAGUGAGCGAAAAUUUGCGGCCGACCUCCGUUCUACUCAGCAAACGGGGACUGACGAAGCGGUUCCGGAGUGGAAGAGGGUCACGAUGGGCAAAACCCCGUCAUUCGGAAAGCGGACGAAUAUGUCAAUCAAGCAACAGAGAGAAAGUCUGCCGGUCUACAAAUUCCGCCAGCAGCUGCUGGAGGCCGUAGCGGAAAAUCAGCUACUGAUUGUUGUCGGCGAUACCGGGUCAGGGAAGACAACGCAAGUGACUCAGUAUUUGGCUGAGGCAGGCUGGGCCAAUAAGGGAAUUAUCGGAUGUACCCAACCUCGCCGUGUUGCUGCGAUGUCGGUUGCUAAGCGUGUGGCUGAGGAAGUCGGCUGCAAGCUUGGUGCAGAGGUUGGGUAUACAAUCCGUUUUGAGGAUUGUACUAGCCCAGAGACGAAGAUCAAGUACAUGACGGAUGGAAUGCUCCAGAGAGAAGUUUUGCUAGACCCAGACUUGAAAAAGUAUUCUGUGAUUAUGCUUGACGAAGCUCACGAGCGAACCAUCGCGACUGAUGUCCUCUUUGGGCUGCUGAAGACUACACUCAAGCGGAGACCAGACUUGAGGCUCAUUGUUACGUCCGCCACGCUAGACGCUGAUAAGUUCUCUGAGUACUUCUACGGCUGUCCCAUCUUCUCUAUCCCUGGUCGGACAUUCCCUGUGGAGAUCAUGUACUCGAAAGAACCUGAAUCAGACUACCUAGAUGCAGCUCUCAUCACCGUCAUGCAGAUUCACUUGACUGAGCCUCCUGGCGAUAUGCUGCUGUUCUUGACCGGACAAGAGGAAAUUGACACAGCGUGCGAGAUUUUAUAUGAGCGGAUGAAAGCUCUCGGUCCAAGCGUCCCAGAGUUGGUGAUCCUCCCAGUCUACUCAGCGCUACCCAGCGAAAUGCAAAGUCGCAUAUUCGACCCUGCACCCCCCGGCGGCCGGAAGGUUGUCAUUGCCACAAACAUCGCAGAAACCUCCAUCACAAUCGACAACAUCUACUACGUCAUUGACCCGGGUUUCGUUAAGCAAAAAGCCUACGACCCAAAGCUGGGGAUGGACUCACUAGUCGUAACACCAAUCUCCCAGGCGCAAGCCAAACAGCGUGCCGGCCGAGCAGGCCGAACUGGUCCUGGAAAAUGCUUCCGCCUCUACACCGAAGCCGCAUACCAAUCCGAGAUGCUCCCUACCACUAUUCCCGACAUUCAACGCCAAAACCUGUCGCAUACCAUCCUCAUGCUGAAAGCAAUGGGCAUCAACGACCUGCUCCACUUCGACUUUAUGGAUCCUCCGCCGACAAACACCAUGCUCACAGCUUUAGAAGAGCUUUACGCACUAUCCGCACUAGAUGACGAAGGUCUUUUAACACGUCUAGGCCGCAAAAUGGCCGACUUUCCCAUGGAGCCAGCCCUAGCUAAGGUCUUGAUUGCUUCCGUCGACAUGGGCUGCUCUGAGGAAAUGCUCUCCAUCGUCGCCAUGCUCUCCAUCCAAUCCGUCUUCUACCGUCCCAAGGAAAAACAGCAACAAGCAGAUCAAAAGAAGGCCAAAUUUCACGACCCCCACGGCGAUCAUCUAACGUUACUCAACGUUUACAACGCCUGGAAAAGAUCCGGCUUUAGCAACGCCUGGUGCUACGAAAAUUUCAUCCAAGCACGCCAGAUUCGCCGCGCGCAGGACGUCCGCCAGCAACUCCUUGGCAUCAUGCAGCGCUAUCACCACAAAAUCGUCUCAUGCGGGCGCAACACUACCAAGGUGCGACAGGCUCUUUGCACAGGGUUUUUCCGCAAUUCAGCACGCAAGGACCCGCAGGAAGGGUAUAAGACGCUUGUCGAGGGAACUCCUGUGUACAUGCAUCCUUCUUCUGCAAUGUUCGGCAAGCCUGCUGAGCACGUCAUAUACCACACGCUUGUGCUGACGACGAAGGAGUACAUGCACUGCACGACGGGGAUCGAGCCAAAGUGGCUUGUUGAGGCGGCGCCAACCUUCUUCAAGGUCGCGCCAACGGAUCGCCUGUCCAAGAGGAAGAAGGCAGAGAGGAUCCAGCCGCUGCAUAAUCGCUUUGCUGGCGAGGAUGAUUGGCGCUUGUCGGCACAGAGAAGGCAGGGCAGGGGUGGUGGCGGUGGGACUUGGGGCUAGAUGUUCUAGUCUUCUGGAUUAUAAGUGUUUUUCUAUCAUCUCACUCUACUGUGUUGUUCUAUGUCAUGUAUACCCAGUUAGAAUAUAUUUUGGAGGUUGUAUUAUAAAGUUAUUUCUUCUGCAUGAUCUAUUUACGGAAAUUACAAACUUUACAAUGUACGGGGUGCAAUCCUUACUACCCCGUGAUACCUGGCACCUGCAAUAUCUCGGCAUUCAGAAGUAGAUCCAGCCGGGUAACACUCUUCCAUCGGCGAUAGAUAAAAUACCGACAUCACGACAUCGGCAUCCAGCCGAUCUGUCGGCGAUAACGAUUUCCGUAUCUCUGAUUAUCGAGUCCACCCGUCACUGCACCAGCUCUAGUGUCUCGCUAUGCAAAUAAAGGGUCUACAGGCACUGAUAA
This is a messenger RNA of Aspergillus nidulans FGSC A4, 4126 nucleotides long. Its product is annotated as putative RNA helicase-like splicing factor (HRH1). Gene Ontology annotation, molecular function: hydrolase activity; ATP binding; nucleotide binding. Bases 1 to 3726 code for a protein of 1241 amino acids. Gene Ontology annotation, cellular component: Prp19 complex; U2-type catalytic step 2 spliceosome; U2-type post-spliceosomal complex. Lineage: Eukaryota; Fungi; Ascomycota; Eurotiomycetes; Eurotiales; Aspergillaceae. The record is from RefSeq and is a predicted model, not a curated record. Gene Ontology annotation, biological process: negative regulation of mRNA cis splicing, via spliceosome; spliceosomal complex disassembly; generation of catalytic spliceosome for second transesterification step. The transcript has a single exon.